Molecule: messenger RNA, 748 nt
Organism: Scheffersomyces amazonensis
Lineage: Eukaryota; Fungi; Ascomycota; Pichiomycetes; Serinales; Debaryomycetaceae
Exons: 1
Coding region: 222-635 (137 amino acids)
Biological process (GO): Rho protein signal transduction
Cellular component (GO): membrane; cytoplasm; cytosol
Molecular function (GO): Rho GDP-dissociation inhibitor activity; protein binding
Source: RefSeq, a predicted model, not a curated record
CAAAUUAUUCAGUAUAUGGACCGAGGUCUUUUGACCAAACAAAUAUAAAUUAAGCUUCAUUCCUCUUAGUUUUAAUCAUGAAUAUGCAAUUGCAGAUCUUAGAUUGUAAAAAAGGCGACAUAAUCUAAUCUACUAAAGUAUUAUAAUAUUACUACUGCGUAAUUUGGUUUGUAGCCACUGAAAUUAUACAACAAAAAGAAAUUAAAACAACAAAUUAAACCAUGCCUAAAGGAAGCCAUCCAGAUUUGGAAGUUGUGAAGUUUACUGUUGAAGUUGGCGAUAGCGAGGAGACUAUAGACGUUCAAGUUGAAGGUGUCGAAGAUGUUAUUUUCAACAUUCCUGAGAGUUCCAAAUUUGUCACCACCAUUUACUUUAGGGUGAAAAAUAGAGAAUUGAAAGAUGUCAAAUAUAAGCAAGUAAUUAAAAAAGCUGGAGUUCCAAUCAAGACUCGUGACCUUGAACUUGGACCAGUUUUCCAACCUUCAGAUGAAAUCUAUAGUACUGCAUUUCCAGAAGAUACCACUCCAGGAGGAUUUUUCUUUAGAGGAACUUAUCCAGCUACUUCAACUUAUUACGCUGAUGGUGAAGAAUUAUUUACUAGUGACUGGACCUUAACCAUAACUUCUAAAGCGUAAAUAGACAGACAAUUAGCUAUUUAAUUUAUUGAGUUAAUUGGCCCACUUAGUAUUUAUGUAUCUAUUUAUCUAUUCAUCUAUUUAUUUAUGACUAUUAAAUAUAUAAAAAUCAU